Messenger RNA from Triplophysa rosa, 1353 nucleotides. RefSeq names its product hyaluronidase-5-like. The transcript is spliced from 3 exons. The coding region runs from base 1 to 1353 and encodes 450 amino acids. NCBI's taxonomy places the organism in Eukaryota, Metazoa, Chordata, Actinopteri, Cypriniformes, Nemacheilidae. Gene Ontology annotation, molecular function: hyalurononglucosaminidase activity. The record is from RefSeq and is a predicted model, not a curated record. Gene Ontology annotation, biological process: carbohydrate metabolic process; hyaluronan catabolic process. Gene Ontology annotation, cellular component: acrosomal vesicle.
AUGUUUUCCAUUCAGUCUGGCUCACCGGUCCAUCUAACUACCCUGAUCUCACUUUUGGGCUUCCUCGACAUUGCUUUAUCUCUACCGCCAACCCAACCUCCGAUCUUUAAGGACACGCCCUACUCCGUUAUCUGGAACGCCCCUACUGAAGUAUGCAAGAGACUUGAGAUCAGUUUGGACACCUCAGCGUUCCAAGCAGUGACCACGCCGUCCAGUGUUCCUGACCAAUUUCUGUUCCUCUUCUACUCCCAGCGGCUCGGCCUGUACCCUUACGUAAACCCCGACACCAAAGAAGAGUUCAACGGCGGUAUUCCUCAGAAAGGCAACCUGGCCGCCAGCCUGUUAAAAGCACUUGAUGAUGUCACAAAGUACAUCCCUGAGUCCUCCCCGGGUUUGGCUGUGAUUGACUGGGAAGAGUGGCGCCCCCUAUGGGCUAGAAAUUGGGAUUCGAAAGAGAUCUACAGAAAGCUUUCUAUUCAGUAUGUUCAGGAAACCAACCCAUCUCUGUCUUCCAGUGAGGCUUUAGCUUUGGCAAAACAGCAGUUUCAAGCGGCUGCCAGAGCUUAUAUAGAAAGCACAGUGAAACUUGGGAUUAAAAUGCGGCCAGAAUAUCUCUGGGGCUACUAUUUGUUUCCUGACUCUUACAAUUAUGGAUGGGACCAGCCGGGUUAUACUGGGGAGUGUCCUGAGCAAGAACAAACCUUGAAUGAUGAGCUGCUUUGGUUAUGGAACGCAAGUACGGCGUUGUUUCCCUCGGCGUACCUGCCGCUAGCCCUGCGAAACAACCGAAAUGCAGCUCACUUUGUUCGUGGACGGGUUCAAGAGGCCGUCCGGGUAUCUGCUCUGCCAAAGCACCUUUACACAUCUCCUAUUUAUGUUUAUUUACGUCCUCUGUUUCGGGAUCAGUCGGAAAUAUACCUGAGUGAGAUGGAUCUGGUCAAUACUAUUGGCGAGAGUGCAGUUCUGGGGGCCUCGGGGGCUGUUCUGUGGGGUGCCAGUGCAGAUUACAACGACAAGGAAUCGUGUGAAGCGCUGGCUGCCUAUCUGCCGUCCACUCUUAACCCUUAUAUAACUAAUGUGACCGCAGCGGCUAAACUCUGCAGUAGUAUGCUGUGUCAGAACAACGGCCGCUGUGUGCGCAAGAACCCUCAAACAAACACCUACCUGCACCUAAACCCAAACCAUUUCAACAUCCUUAAGGUUCGUGGAAAAUACCUGGCCGUAGGUACGCCUUCCCUUAGUGACAUCACCAACUUUGUGGACAGCUUCAUCUGUCAAUGUUACGCGGGUCAGAAAUGCUCAGCUAAAAUACCAGAGUCCCUUCCCACAACUCCACUGGUUGUUGCUGUGUGA